CAUACCCUUGUUGGGGAUUGGGAUCCUGAGAAAGGGGUGAUCUAUUGGAAAGGGGCAAUCGAGGACCCCAAUCGGGAUUCGAGGACGGACCGUUUGAUGAAUUGGGUUCGACCGGACAGCUCGCCGGGCCUGAGGCACCCGAUCCCCGAGCAAAACUUGAACAAGCUGAUACCCCAUUGGCCGCCGUUUAAAUUCCGUGCAAAAACUGGACACGGCCGCAGCUCUUCAGGGACAAGAAUAAGGACGCGUAGCCUUCCCACCGGGUUUCUGGGUAGCAGCCGUUGGGAAAACGAUCUCCCACCGGUGGCCUCCCGCCGUGAAUUCACCGCUCUUGAUAGUCCCUCAGCACCCACAAGUGGGAACCCAUGUGCAGCUUUCCGACUUCCUUUUCCAUCACAGAUUGCUUACCAAUUUUUCGUCUCCGGCACCAAAUAUAUUGGGCGAAGAAUAUUUGUACGGAUGACGGCACAAGCAGAUUUCUUACAACGGACCACCUCCUUAAACAAGGAUGACCUUAUCUCUUUGAGGGAUUCGCCUGAAAACUCACAUAAUCAAUCAAUUGAUACCUAUAAUUAUGUCGUUUGUUUUCAUACUAUAAAACACCAAAAGACCGUUGGCGGUGGCAUUGCCGGGGGAUUCAAGGAAGGACCGCUCGGCUUGAUGAAUAGGCUUCGACGCGUAGCCUUGGCUCCGGACUUCGGGGUCAAAGCCGUUGGGAUAGAACAAGAUAGCCCAGCGGUGGCCUCCCGCCGUGAAUUCAGGGCUCUGGACGCUUUGGAGCACGCACACCAUACCCUUGUUGGGGAUUGGGAUCCUGACAAAGGGGUGAUCUAUUGGAAAGGGGCAAUCGAGGACCCCAAUCGUGCACCGUAUCGUCAGGCAAUCCUUCUUCAGGUAACCAUUUUCAGGGGAUUCGAGGACGGACCGUUUGAUGAAUUGGGUUCGACCAGCCAACUCGCCGGGCCUGAGGCACCCGAUCCCCGCGCCGGGCUUGAACAAGCUGAUACCCCGAUGAUGGCCGCCGUCUGCAUCCAACAAUUCCGUGCAAAAACUGGACGCGGCCGCAGCUCUUCAGGGACAAGAAUAAGGACGCGUAGCCUUGCCACCAGGUUUCUGGGAGCCGUUGGGGUAGAAAACGAUCUCCCACCGGUGGCCUCCCGCCGUGAAUUCACCGCUUUUGACGGCCUGGCCGGCGUCCAGCCGUGCUUUGUGACGGGAGUAGUCCCUCAGCACCCACAAGUGGGAACCUUUGUGCAACUUUCCGACUUCCUUUUCCAUCUCAGAUUGCGUUGGGAUCCUGAGAAAGGGGUGAUCCACUGGAAAGGGGCAAUCGAGGACCCCAAUCGUGCACUACAGCUCUCCGGGCCCGAGGCACGCGAUCCCCGAGCAAAACUUGAACAAGCCGAUACCCCGAUGGCCGCCGUUGGCAUUCAACAAGUACAAUCCGUGCAAAAACUGGACGCGGCCGCCGCUCCUCAGGGCCAAGUGUGCCCCGUUCGGGUAGAAAACGAUCUCCCUCUGGUGGCCUCCCGCCGUGAAUUCACCGCUCUUGACGGCCUGGCCGACGCCCAGCCGUGCUCUGUGGCGAGAGUAGUCCUUCAGCAUCCACAACAUACCGUUUUUGUGGGUUGGGAUCCUGAGAAAGGGGUGAUCUAUUGGAAAGGGGCAAACGAGGACCCCGAUCGUGCACUACAGCUGGCCUUGCCUGAGGCACCCGAUCCCCGAGCAAAACUUGAACAAGCUGAUACCCCGAUGACUACAAUCCGUGCAAAAACUGAACGCGGCCGCCGCUCCUCAGGCACAAGUAUAAGGACGCAUAGCCUUUCCGCCGGGUUUCUGGGUGUAAGCCAUUGGGAAAAAGAUCUCCCAGCUGUGGCCUCCCGCCGUGAAUUCACCGCUCUUGACGGCCUGGCCAGCGCCCAGCCGUGCUUUGUGACGGGAGUAGUCCCUAAGCACCCACAAGUGGGAACCCUUGUGCAGCUUUCCGACUUCCUUUUCCAUCACAGAUUGUGUACCGAUUUUUCGUCUCCGGCACGAAAUAUAUUGGUUUACACCACCGAUGCACACACACCAACGCGCACACACAUUGCUCCAACCGGGAAUCCAGGACGGCGGUACGGCAUCGUUGAUACGGCGGCGCGAGAAGGUGCGAUAGCUCUAAACCUGCGUGCAGAGCAUUUGCUGCAGAAAUUGAAUGAAUUUGUCAAGAAAAAUGGGUCAAUAUGUCUUGAGGAUUCGGUAGAUGGGCCUGGAUAUGUAGCGGUCAUGAAUUCAAUCUUUUCUGCUCAACGUUCAAUGGUUCCUAUAGAAUCGGCAACCAAAAUUCAGCUUUCCUGCAGCAGUGAGGUUGUUCUCUUCUCCAGAAAGUUUUUGCGACUGAUUUGCAUUCUCGCGCCCUUUUACAACUUCCAAAGCAUGCAGGAGUUGACUUUCGAGCAUCGUAAUUGCUUCUGCAUGCCACAAAAACACAAUCGAUAUGGGCUUCAUAUCUUCCGUUUGUUUGUCAAUUUUCUGCAAGCACCAAAAGAAAUGCUCAACCUGUGGUCAGUGUUUGGUCAAACCCAAGCACAAGAAUCCUUGACACCCGACCGAAAUAGGAAAAUGGCGGUAACCAUUGUCGGGGGAUUCGAGGACGGACCUCUUGAUGAAUUUGGUCGAACCAGACUGCUCGCGGGGCCUGAUGCACCCAAUCCCCAAUCGAAUCUUGAAAAGGUUGAUACCCCAAUUGACGCCGCCGUCGGCAGCCAACGCGUACAUCGCGUGAAGAAACUGGACGCCGCCGCCGCCGCCGCCGCCGCUCCGCAGGGACAAGAAUAUGGACGCGUAGCCUUGACUCCGGGUUUCGGAGUCGAGGCCGUUGGGGUAGAAAAAGAUCGCCCAACGGUGGCCUCCCGCCGUGAAUUCUCUGCUCUGGACGGCCUGACCGGCGCCCAGCCGUGCUUUGUGGCGGGAGUAGUCCCUCAGCUCCCACAGACGUGUUGGCUUGUGAUUAGCCUCACGAGAUCGUCACGUGUUUCGUUGAUUUCAGAUAACAGAAGGAAGAUGACUCCAGUCUCAGCUAAGCUUUAUACAGAUGAUGUGAGUCUAUUGAUGGUACUUACUGAUACCAACCCAUUCUUUUGGAACUCGGUGAAAUCCACUCUCCUUUUCUCUAAGUUCUUCUCCAUAGCAUUUGCUGCUGAAUUUGUCAAGAAAAAUGGGUCAAUAUGUCUUGCGGAUUCGGUAGAUGGGCCUGGGUCCUCACUUCUAUUUGGAUCCCUCUCGAUGGCCUUAUAUUGUAUCCUUUUCACAAAAAAAAAGGAGAAAACGAAAAAAAUAGAUGGCUUCAUUUUGUAUUGUCUUUCGUUUAUGUGUCGGGCCACUUCACUCACAGCUUCGGUUAUCUCUGAAUUAAUGCCUGUAUUGGCAGAUACUAUACUUACAUGGGUCUCUGGAUGGGCCUGGAUAGUAGCGGUCAUGAAUUCAAUCUUUUCUGCUCAACGUUCAAUGGUUCCUAUAGAUUCAUGUGUAAUCGGUAAUCAAAAUUCUGCUUUCCUACAGCAGGCAGGGUCUUGCAUAACUGAAGGCGUGUAUGUGAAACCUCGAGUGUUGGAUGGUCUAUUUCAGUAUCUUUCGGAGCACAUACUAUAUAUUUUUUCCCACUCUGUGAAAGAUAGCGCAUGUCUACGGAUAAACCUGAAAACUGUUUCUGUAGUUUUCUUCUCCAGAAAGUUUGUGACUGAUUUGCAUUCUCGCGCCUUUUUACGACUUCCAAAGCGUGCAGGAGUUGACUUUCGAGCCUCAUAA
Striga asiatica is the source of this 3786-nucleotide messenger RNA. NCBI's taxonomy places the organism in Eukaryota, Viridiplantae, Streptophyta, Magnoliopsida, Lamiales, Orobanchaceae. The record is from the annotation of a GenBank genome assembly.